Molecule: messenger RNA, 270 nt
Organism: Mycotypha africana
Lineage: Eukaryota; Fungi; Mucoromycota; Mucoromycetes; Mucorales; Mycotyphaceae
Exons: 5
Coding region: 1-270 (89 amino acids)
Biological process (GO): vesicle-mediated transport
Cellular component (GO): membrane
Source: RefSeq, a predicted model, not a curated record
AUGGGAUUACUCGAUGAACUCAGAUCACGCAACUUUUCUUUAUAUGCCCAAUGGCUCGGAAUUAUAUCCUUAAUUUUAUUAGUUGUCCUUGGUGUUGUGGCUCUCACUAGUAAUUUUAUAUUCUCAAUUGUUGGAUGGGUGAUAGCUUUCAUUCUAUUCUUCGUUGAAAUUCCUCUCUGUACUAAAUUCUGCCCAACAAGUCCUAGAUUUGACGCUUUCAUUGCACGCUUCGAAAAUGCAUACUUUCGAGGAGCCAUGUAUAUUGUGUAA